ACAGCGUCGUAUACGCCCAUAUCUGCCUUGCUGUCAUUCCUAAAAGCACAACUUUCUAUUUUACGUGCUCAUCUGUGUUUGCUUUUAUCUCCAGACCGAAUCUUUGGAUAUUUUUUUUCCUCUUUAAGCUGCGAGAAUAAUUCGAAUUCGCCGUACACAUCUGUAAUCAGCGAGGAUGGCCCAACAAGUAGUAACCACGCAACCAGGAGGUCACACUGUCGUCACUACCCAGCAUGUCUCCGUAACCUUUCAAGAGCGGGAUUGGUCAACCGGACUGUUUGGUUGUUUUGAAGACAUUAAAAGCUGCCUCUGUGGUUAUUUCUGUUUGCCAUGCUUCCAGUGUCAACUUGCCACUAAAAUGAACGAGCAUUGUUGUGUACCCAUUUGUGUGCCAGGUGCUCUAACAGCAAUGCGAGUUAAAGUUAGAACUCAGCACCAUAUCGAGGGUUCAAUGAUGUAUGACUGUUGUGCUACCACCUACUGUGGUCCCUGUGCUGCUUGCCAGAUCCACCGUGAACUCGAAAAUAUCGAGAAGGGGAGAGUAACCGCUUAGUAUCACGUGACCUUUGCUCGGUGAUGACGUUUAUGGCUGAUGAACAACGAAACAUUUUUUGAUUAUCUGAAAUAUUUUAUUAUAUAAUAGUCACACUGUUUUAUACUCGGUCGCGCUCACAUUUUACAAUUUUAAAAUAUUCCCUUCCUAUGGUCACGAGUUUUCUCUGUUCUCAGUUAAAUAGUCCACUGAGCCAACUUUCCUGGUCGGAAGAAAUUUUAAAUUUCAAGAUGGGUUGUUUUGGUUUUUUUUUUUUUAAAUAGGGUAGAAGAUUUUUAACCAUUAAAUUAUGCAUGACUAUAUGUAGUGUAUAUCAGUGUUUGUCUACAAUGUCACGUGUAUUUGAACUCAUGAAUUGGUAAUUUACAUGAUGAUGACGUCAGCAUACAGAAUUGACGGAUUAAAACAACCAUUCUAGGAAUGCUGACGUUGAUGUUCUUCACAAUAUGGAGUUGAUUGUUAUCAUGGUGUAAUUCGCCGUGAAACUGUGUACUGUAAUAUGUUGUUUUUACGAGGCAUGGGAGUGGACAAGACAAAGAAUGUAAAGCCGAGGAGUUUUUCCCCGACGACAGCCAUACUUGUGUAAGACGUAGAUUUGAAAUCAAGGCUGGUGAACUGUAAUAUAAUUUUCAAGAUAAACUUUAAUGGAUUGCUCACGUGAUAAAUUUCACAAAAUUAAGGGUGUAGUUUAGUUUGUUGUUCACUGCCAUUCCUCUUCCUAACAAUCUAUUAUUGCGCCCCCUGUGUCUGGAUCGGUUAAACUGAACUAGUCUACCGCGUGAGGGCACAUGCUCCUGUGUAUGUUCCCCUGGGGACUUACCUGGGGAUUUUCCCCUUUCCAGGCAGCUAAAAUGGGAAAACGAAUACCCCUUUUCAGACAAUUUGCUAAAAUGUAUAGUCAUUUUAGUAAUGAAUGUUGAAAUUGUAGACCCCUUUCCAGACAUCUUUGUUCAGAACUUUGAGGGGAACGCAUUCCAGGCACUAUGCCCCAAAAAGAGAACCUCUUCGCCACAUGUGUUACCACAGCAACAUCACGUACGCACAUUUGGCUCUAACCCUUGACAGUAUUUAGAAUCAACAACUUGCAUGGUUAGGGUAGACAUUACAAAUAUAGAUUACAUGUAUUUGAUAAAUAGAUUGUUUACUAUUUGUAUUUACUAGUGCCGACUCUGCAAGGCAGACACAUCCCUGGUAAUCACUUUCCCUUGUCCCUUGCUAUCUUGAAAAAACAAAAUCACCAACCAUUAAAUAAUAGUCCUGUGACAUCUAUGGUUCUUGAAACAAAAAAACAGGUCAUUUAUCGAAUUCUGGAAAAGAAAAAAAAAGAAUUGUUAUCUUCCGUUAUUUUUCCGUCAUUGUACGAGGAAUAAAGUAUGAACUGAUUUACGUGAGAUGUUUAUACAAGUUAUAUUAUUGAAUUAAUAUUCAGACUACUGAGUCACGUGUAAACUCUUUCCGUAUUCAUAUUUUUUCCCAUCAUUAUUCAUAUUGAUUCAAUAGUAAUAAAAUCAUAUUUGUGAUAUGUCAUAA
Molecule: messenger RNA, 2083 nt
Organism: Saccoglossus kowalevskii
Lineage: Eukaryota; Metazoa; Hemichordata; Enteropneusta; Harrimaniidae
Product: cornifelin-like
Source: RefSeq, a predicted model, not a curated record